This is a messenger RNA of Cyprinodon variegatus (sheepshead minnow), 3487 nucleotides long. RefSeq names its product F-box protein 34 (gene fbxo34). NCBI's taxonomy places the organism in Eukaryota, Metazoa, Chordata, Actinopteri, Cyprinodontiformes, Cyprinodontidae. The transcript has 3 exons. Gene Ontology annotation, molecular function: protein binding. The record is from RefSeq and is a predicted model, not a curated record. Bases 734 to 2569 code for a protein of 611 amino acids.
UGCAGGUUUACGUGAUCUGCUCGUUUACGGUAGUGGUAGAAAGCUUCGAAGGGCGAGCUUUUAACAGCCUAGCUGGUUUGGAAAGUUUAAAGACUUGUUAAAAACCAAGCAGCUAAGUUUCGUGUCUGCAGAUCCAGGGUUUCACCAUCACACCGACUAACUGGGACGGUGGAGUUUAGCUGCUUUGCCAGCUAGUAGCCAUAUUUUUUUUAUUUCCUGGAACAGAGACGGAGUAUUUAUCUUCUCCAGAACGUUUCUGAUGGGAUCCAAACGGAGAAGCACAGCCGGAGGAACGGCUGAAUGGGCCAACAGGCAGGUCGUCUCUCAUGUGGCACGAAGCACGGUGUGGGCGUCAGGGAAACACCAGCUCUGCGCCUCAAAAUGUGAUAACCCACUGAUGUCACACCUAAAAUGGUUCCACUGGAGACGCGGUCCAAAAACGCUCUAAAGUUUGUUCCAGUUGAAGGCAAAGAGUGGAAUGGCCAGUGAUGUCAGAGGAGGGAAGCUAACAUUAUCUCUGCACGUCAGGAUGAACGGCCUUUAAUCAUCAACCCUUUGAUCUGCUUUGCUAAGGUUUGUUCUGCGUAUUUGUUGUUGUUUUUCUGCAGGCUUUAUGCAGAGGAAGCUUUUCCACUUCAGUCUGCUUUCCUAAAGUUCAAAGAGAAGCUUACUGGUAACCCUGGAUCACAGCUCUGAGACCGCCGCCGCUCAUUAUGUGCUGUCAAGGUCAGCCAUGCCUCUGAGGCCGUAUCCGACGCUCCUGCGCUCCGAUUUGGAUGCAGCUGCAGUUCAGACGUCGCCUCAGAGGAGCCAGCAGGAGGUGCUGAGGAAGAAGAUGUCCAGUGAGCGGAGCAGCCGUUCGCCGUUACGUUUGAUCUCCACCAACACCCUCUGCUGUGGCGCCGCCGUGCAGGCCCCCCCCUCACCGACCAGCAGGUACCACCCUCCUCUGGGUCCGUGCCAGAACACGGCGGAGGAUGGCGAUACGACGCUGAACAUGUGGACCGUCAUCAAACCGGGACACGUGCGUGAGAAGAUUGCCAUCUUCGCUUCAGAGGGGAGGCUGACGGACGGGACCGAGGACGGCGCACGCGGCUCGGCGAGCUAUUUGAGCCGCUGCAGUGCAGCAGGGAUGACGUGUGUGAGCAGCGGCGCUCUGUCGGGGCAGUUCCGUGCCGUGAAGGCAAAGGGAAGCUGGGAGGAGAACAGCUCUGCCAAGAGGCGCCGCAGGUCCCUCCACAACCAGAAGCAUCAGCUGGACCAGAGGAGCCGUAUGGCGAGCGAACCGCUGUGUGACUUCAGAGCAAAGCCGAGGUGUUCAAAGUCAGCCGGCGGGCCGCGUGGGGAAGCGCCGCCGCCGCCGGCAGAGCAGGAGCAGAAGGUUUCGGUUGUGGACAUGGUGGCCUUCCUGGAGCACAGAGCGAGCGAACUUCAGCCGAACCUCAAACCUCUGCUGAAUAUCCAGAGGAGCUGCACCACCAUCACCCUGUCCAAAACCAUCCGGCCAGAGAUCAGGGAGGGGGAGGAGCCAGAGAUCAGGGAGGGGGAGGAGCCAGAGAUCGUCAGGGUCUCAGAAAUGGUGGCCAAGCUGGAGUCGGAGUGUCUGAGGAGCUGCGAGACCAGUCUGUCCAGGAGCAACAGCCUAAAGAGGACAGUGGGCCGAGUCCUCCUCGCUGCAGGGCAGAAAAGCUUCAGCCCACCGCCAGAACCCCCCCCAGUAACCCCCCCAGUAACCAAGGGCUCUUCAUCACCAUCAUCAUCAUCACCACCUGAGCCUCUGAGCAGCAGCGAGAACCCCGUUAGUUCAUCACACACAGUCGGAGCGGCGCCCCCAGCUGCACCGCAUUCAGGUGAUCCUACUGGGGAGGUUUCAGGGGAGACCGCCCCCCCACCCCCUCAGUCUGAGGAGCAGGAGCCCCUGCCCGGCCUCCUGUUUCUCUCCCCUGAGGAGUCAAACCGCUGCGCUCCUCAUUACAGGACAAGCUUCUACCUCCAGCCGACCCUUCCUCCUGCCCCUCCCGCCAUCAGCCCCCUUCCCCAGUCGGAGAAGAACGGGGGCCACAACUCUCGCUCUGCCGCAGUGCCUCUUGGCAGGAGUCCCUCGGCGUCGCAGGACUUCCUGAAAGUGCGCCGGCGGCUGCAGCAGCUGCUGGCGCCUCAGUCGUACCUGCUGCUGCUUCCCCAUCACCUGUUGGUGAACAUGUUCCUGCUGCUGCCCACGCAGAGCCUCGCCGCACUCAAGUGCACCUGCAGCUACUUCAAGUUCAUCAUCGAGAACUACGGCGUGCGCCCCGCCGACUCGCUCUGGGUGUCCGACCCCCGCUACCGUGACGACCCCUGCAAACAGUGCAAGAAGCGUUACUGCCCGGGGGACGUGUCCCUGUGCCGCUGGCACCACAAGCCUUACUGCCAGGCUCUGCCCUACGGGCCAGGCUUCUGGAUGUGUUGCCAUGGUGCCCAGAGGGAUGCACCUGGCUGCAACGUGGGUCUCCAUGACAACCGCUGGGUGCCUGCAUUUCACAGCAUCAAUGUGCCAAUUUAUAGGAGGAACUAUAGCCAUGAAAGCUGAAUGAUUGUUUGUGUGAAGCCUUAAGUCCUUCCUCAGUCAUCAGCCUUCAGUCUCUAACAUUUUGCUUUUCCAGAUUAAAGCACGUUAAACCAAAAUGGAUCAGCUGUUGCUCUGAGACGCUGCAGCGGCCGGUCCAACGGCUUCUACCCGCCGCGUGCAUUCAGGCCCAUUCAGCUCGGUUCUGUUCAUAUUCGGCAGAACCGGGUCCUUUUCUUUUUUCUGGACGUUGAGGGAUGUGUUAAAGUCACUUAUGUAAAAGUUUUUUUUAUUUUCAUUAAGGAGUAAAACUCAGUUCACCUGUUCAUUUUUUGUUUGGGAAUAAAAAUUUCUUCUUUUUUUUUUUUUUUUACACAUUUUAAGCAGAAAAAUCCCAGGAUUUAGAAAUCCAAGCAGCUGAGAACAGAUUUGUAGAAGAAAUCUCCACGUUUUGAGUUGCUGUAUGAAAUGUGGCGCCCCCUACCUCUCAGGUCGCCACCUUUCAGAUUUCUUCUGGUUUUUUUUGUUGUUAAUUGAUCACUGAUCAAUAGAUUGGACUUUUAUCCAGAAGGCAGAAGAUUCACAGCCAGGACUCUUCUGUGAACCAGAUUUCUGAGAACUGUUGCAAAAAUGGAGCUUAGAUCAAUUGGCGAGCUGGGCUGGAAACGGCGGCGCAGGAAGUCAGAACAUUCAGCUUCUCAGCUGGUUUUAAAUAACUGAUGUGGGGAAGUGAUCUGUUCAUACCUUAGGAACAAAUGGUGUAAGCAGAUCAACAGGAGAGGAUGGGAAAGCUUCCAAAGCAGAACGUGUUCCUGAACACACCAUGCUGGGUUUUGUAUAGGAUUUGUUUGAGUGCUUCCAUUAGCUGACGGAUAAUCAUUUUAUCUCUUAGUAGGACGGGGAGAAACGUGGCCUUGGGUCUUUGAGACGAUGCAAUAUGGA